Messenger RNA from Brassica napus (rape), 879 nucleotides. Its product is annotated as xyloglucan endotransglucosylase/hydrolase protein 24-like. Gene Ontology annotation, cellular component: apoplast; cell wall. Gene Ontology annotation, biological process: xyloglucan metabolic process; cell wall biogenesis. The record is from RefSeq and is a predicted model, not a curated record. NCBI's taxonomy places the organism in Eukaryota, Viridiplantae, Streptophyta, Magnoliopsida, Brassicales, Brassicaceae. Bases 16 to 864 code for a protein of 282 amino acids. Gene Ontology annotation, molecular function: hydrolase activity, hydrolyzing O-glycosyl compounds; xyloglucan:xyloglucosyl transferase activity. The transcript has 3 exons.
CACGUACUCACAACAAUGUAUCCUUUCAAAAUAUUCUUCUUCACGACUCUUCUCAUGGCGGUGUUUUCAUUCUCUGACGCGGAUUUCAACAGCGACGUUGACGUAGCAUGGGGAAGCGACCAUGUGAAGAUACUCAACAACGGACAGCUUCUUACUCUCUCUUUAGACAAAUUAUCUGGUUCUGGUUUUCAGUCAAAACAAGAGUAUUUGUUUGGACAGAUAGAUAUGCAAAUCAAACUCGUUCCUGGUAACUCAGCAGGAAUAGUCACGAAUUUCUACCUGAAAUCGGAAGGAUCGACUUGGGAUGAGAUAGGUUUUGAGUUCUUGGGUAAUACGAGUGGAGAUCCUUAUACUCUACACACUAAUGUUUACACUCAAGGUAAAGGUGACAAAGAGCAACAGUUCUAUCUCUGGUUCGACCCAACGGCAAACUUCCACACUUACUCAAUCCUCUGGAACCCUCAAAGAAUCAUAUUGACAGUCGAUGAUACACCGAUUAGAGAGUUUAAAAACUCUGAGUCAAUCGGUGUUUUGUUUCCAAACAGCCAGCCGAUGAGGAUGUACGCGAAUUUAUGGAACGCUGACGAUUGGGCAACAAGAGGUGGUCGGGUUAAAACGGAUUGGUCCGGAGCUCCAUUCACGGCUUCUUUCAGGAACAUUAAUAUUGAUGGGUGUGUCCAUACUAACGGAAGAUCGUCUUGUAGCACUAACAAACCAAGCUCUAGUUGGUACACUCAACAAAUGGAUGCGACGAGCCAAGCUAGACUUGAAUGGGUUCAGAAGAAUUACAUGAUCUACACUUACUGUACUGACACUGAGAAGUUCCCACAGGGAGUACCUAGUGAAUGUGCAACAAGCGUAUAGAAUUAUUAUAUUUUA